AUGGAUCAUCAACACCACCUAGACGAGGACUUUGUCUACGCCAGAUCAUACUCUUCGCGGCCGUCCUCUUUCUAUGGCCAGCUGCUAUCCUCGUCUACUCAAUCCUUUGCCUCAGUAACCGCUCAAGGCGCUGCUUCUGCUCUUCAAAGCGUGUCCGACGCUCAACUAAGUCCGUCGGAACCAGCGACACCCAGCGCAGAGAACCGCCGCGCUCUUUCACCGCUCCCCACAAACAAGCUCUAUGGUUUCAAGCCGACAACCACUGUUAUGACGUCGCCGCCGUAUUUAUCACAAUUCCCAGACAGUAUGCAUGACAAUAUGGUGGAAAGGACCUCGUUCACGACCCAGAGACCGCUCUCCAUUGGCUCUUUGAGCGAUAUUUCAUCGCCGGUAUCCCGUCGGCCCUCGACAGCCGGUAGAACCCACCGCCGCGCUCGUUCUCGUAUAGCUGCACCAAUCGGUGAGCUGGAUACCCACGAAAGCCUUCAGUACCAAAGCGGUAUGUCGCCCCCGACUCCUUUGGGCUCGCCUCGUGCCGACAAUAUUCACUAUUUUGGCUCUCAGCCUUCUUCUGCUGGCUCCGGACUCGGUAACAGCCUUUUAAGCGUAGCAUCGCCGCCAAUAGGACUGGGGAUAAACACCGUUCCCCCAACACCUCCGUCUGAACAAUUGGCUUCAUUACAAGACAUAUUUGUUGCGCUGGCGCACAAGGAACGUACCUACUUGGAAGCUCAGCAGGCUUUGGACGAUGCAUGGGACGAUCUCAAACAAUUCCGCAAGACGUUGAACGAUACGCUUGGUCCCGCAAAUGGUCCUCUUGUUCUCCUGGGCCACCCCCAAAUAAUUUCUCGCCGCUAUUUCCCCAACCUAGGUAUCAACUCCCUGUACCUCGAGGCUCAGUCCCUGUCUCCCUCAGAUUGCGACUUUGCUCGGCUCACUGGCGCUUGGGAACUCGAUGAGUCCAUCCAUUACGCGAACAGGGCUAGGAAGACGACACAGAAUGCAUCUUAUGCCCGCCGUUUUGUUUUAAUUAUCCUUGAUGUGCUGCACUGUAUUAUUACCACAACGCUGCCCAUUGUCCAGCCCGGCCAACGGGGCCCGGCCGCAGUGACCUGGCGUCCAAUUUACCCCUCCCCCACUCAAACAUUGCUUUAUGCAUUUAAAUCAUCUUGA
Molecule: messenger RNA, 1173 nt
Organism: Wickerhamiella sorbophila
Lineage: Eukaryota; Fungi; Ascomycota; Dipodascomycetes; Dipodascales; Trichomonascaceae
Exons: 1
Coding region: 1-1173 (390 amino acids)
Source: RefSeq, a predicted model, not a curated record